Messenger RNA from Podarcis lilfordi (Lilford's wall lizard), 5841 nucleotides. The record is from the annotation of a GenBank genome assembly. NCBI's taxonomy places the organism in Eukaryota, Metazoa, Chordata, Lepidosauria, Squamata, Lacertidae.
AUGGAAAUCCAUGAGGAGCAUACAGGCCUUUUUGCAGCUGAGCCAUUAGGCCCAAAGGAACCAGAGAAAGGAAGUAAGACUAGUGAGCAACCUAUACACGAUGCCUUAGUUCAACAGCCAGCAAAAACCGAGACUUUAGAAACAACAGAAUCACACGGCAAAGAAGAAGAAAAAAUGCUCCCAACCCUGGCAGGACAGACCUUAGAUGCCAGUCCACAGAAGAAAGAAGACAGGAAUUCUAUAAAAGCAGAUUUUGAUUUCACUGGAGAGCCACAUCUACAUAAGGAACCGAAAGAUUUGUCAACAGAGCUGCACAAAGAAAGUAAAACAGAUGAAAAGGCUCCAGAGGCCCAGAAACCUGCUGCUGAAGCACAACCCUUCAGGUCUAGAGAUGGCCAGUUUGAUGCUAUAAAAAGUGACUUUACCUCUCAUGAAAGCAUAGGUUGUUUCUCAUCUUCAGAAUUUACAGUGGGCCAAAAAAGCACAGUUAAAACUGUGUUUUCUUCUGAAACUUUGCCAGUUACUCUACAUAAAUCUGAGCCACAUGGUAGUAGAAACAUGAUGCAAAUAUCUACUGCUUCAGAGAUUGCCAAAGAUAGAAAAAUUGACAAAGAGCAAGCAAAAAAACAUGAAGAAGAAUUUGAAGUAUUGACUUCUCAUGCCUCAAAACAAAUUACAGUGCAGACGCCCACCCAGAAUGUUCCUCUUUGGGAGGAAGAGAAAGAUAUGACAGAGGAUGAAAGCGACGAGGAGGGGUACUCCAUUUCCAGUGGACAAAAGCCCAAGAUAUUAGAUGAUCAUUUUUUAAAAGCUCAUGGCCAACAAACAACUGCUUUAGGUAAAGAAGUAGAAGGAGCUGAUUCUAAAAAGCCAUCUGGUACUCUCAAAGCAGAAGAAGAGUUGGAGAAAACAGAGGUUUCAUCAACAUGGGAUAUUAAAAAAGAGGAAAAGCAUGGCACAGAGAGUUCUACAGAAAGACUCAGCCAAGAAUUACUUCCUGAAAAAGUAAAUGAGCCUUUAGAUAAAGCUGUAUUGUCUGCAGCAAUAGAGAAACCCACUGCUGAACCCAGCAAAGAAUCUCUGCAAGGAAAGGAUGGGAAAGGGGAAGUGUUCUCAGUUGCAGAUUCAGAAGCUCACAAAAUGCAGAUAGAGGAGGAUAAAUCAGGAAUGUCUACAUAUUUUGAGACUUCCACCCUUAAAGAUGAAGCUUUCAAGAGUGACAUCCUACAGCAAGGCAAUGAUUACUAUGAACUGAGUGAUACUAAAGAGGAGACCUACGACCCUUACCAUAAAGAUUUCAUCAUAUCUAAGAAAGACACUGAGCAAUUUCAGCCAGAGGCAUAUCAACACACCAGCAUACCUGCUCAUGAAAUGGGAUACAGCACCCUUGCCCAGGGCUUCCCAGAUGAUUCUGAGGAACCUAGUUCCCCUACAGAAAGAAUGUACACCAUUGACCCAAACGUAUAUGGGGAUAAGAGAGAACUCCACAGUAAAAAUAAAGAUGACUUAACUCUAAGCAGGAGCUUGGGGCUUGGUGGGAGAUCUGCCAUAGAGCAGAGGAGUAUGUCAAUUAAUCUGCCCAUGUCCUGCUUGGACUCUAUAGCACUGGGGUUUAACUUUGGGCGGACACAUGACCUUUCACCACUAGGUUCAGAUAUUAUGGAUAAUGCUAGUGGCGAUGAAGGUGAUGAUUAUUUGCCAGCCACUACUCCAGCAGUAGAAAAGUCUCCCUCCUUCCCAUCAGUGAGCAGGGAAGAAGAUGAGAAAACUGAAGAGUCCAAAGUAAAACAAGGAGGAGAGAUCCAAGUGGAGCCUUUGUGUGAGUCACCCUUCCUGGCUAAAGAUUAUUACAAAAACGGGACUGUAAUGGUGCCUGAUUUACCUGAAAUGUUGGACUUAGCAGGCACAAGGUCAAGAGAAUCAUCUGUGAGUGCAGAUGCUGAGGUAGUCCACAGGAAGUCUGUUCCUUCAGAAGCAGUUGUAGAAGACAGUGGAGUGGCCCAGCUCCUCAUGGCCGACGAGAACCAUAUGACUCUAAAAGCUGACAGUCAACUAGAAGAUUUAGGUUACUGUGUUUUCAAUAAGUACACGGUGCCAAUGCCAUCUCCAGUACAGGACAAUGAGAAUUUGACAGGGGAAAGCUGUCCCUUUGAUGAAAAAAUUAGAAGAGGUGUCGUUGCAGACCUUUCUUUGAUAGAAGUGAAGUUGGCAGCAGCUGAGAGAGCCAAAGAAGAAAGAGAGGCCUCUGGGGAAUCAGCAGUUUUAGGCAAAGAAUUUGAGCAGGAGAGAAAAGCUAUUGAUAAACUAGAUACUGUGCUAGAAAAAAGCGAGGAACAAAGUGACUCUAAAGACGUUUGUUCCCAUGAGGACACUGAACAUGAAAAAGCAAAGCCUGCUCCAACUUUAGAAAAUGCAGGUGAUAAACAUAUAGUUGGACUGGAAGAGAAAGGUUCUUCAUUAUCUGAGAAAGAAAAAAAAGCUGUUCACAUUGCUGAAGAGACAGGCAAGGCAGAAAUUUCCUAUAAACCAGACUAUGAUGCUAUAAAGCAUGAGAUGGAUUCUGCUGCUCGGCAAGUUGAGCAAGAAAACCAGACUAAGUUAGGUGUUCAUGUCACUGAGCCUGUUACAGAGCAAGGCACAGAUGAGGGUCAAGAAAAGACCCUCUCAACAUUGCCCCAAGAUUCUGCAAAAGCAGAACCUGCUCAAAUGAAAGAUGCCAAUAAACUGUCUGAAACUGAAGUUAAGGAGAAAGGAGCGAAGCCUGACCUGGUUCACCAAGAAGCAGUAGAUAAAGAAGAAUCAUAUGAGUCAAGUGGUGAUAAUGACCAAGCACAAGAGGGCUUGCCUGUAGAAACUUUAAAGCCAUAUGAUGACAAAUUAGAACUAGAAAGCCCUUCUUUGUUGGAAGAGGAGAUGGCAUCACAAUUGACAGUGGAACAACCAGUUACAGAAAGAGGUGCAUAUAAAGCUACCAAAGACGAAACAACUGAAAUUCAAAUGGAGAACAUAUCACAGCCUAAGGAAGAUAAUGUGGAAUCUGUAGGAUUGGAAGGCUCUGUAAAAACUGAGGCAUUGCAGGAAGAAGAAGAACAAGAGAAGGAGAGUAAGCAAGCAGAAGAACAAGAGGAAGAGAUCAAACAAGCAGAAGAACAAGAGGAAGAGAGUAAGCAAAAAGAAGAAUAUGAGGAAGAGAGUAAACUAGAGCAAGCAGAAGAAAUUAAGCAAGAACAGCAGAAGGAAAAGAUCAUGCAGGAAGAUGAGGAAGAGAGUAGACAAGAAGAAGAAAAGAGGAAGCAAGAGGAAGAGAUUAAGAAAGAAGAGAUUGAGCAGAAAGAAGGAGAGAUGAGGCAAAGAAGCAAAGAAAGGGACUUUGAGAUACCUGGUGAAGAGCUUAAGGUGUGUGAAGCUGUCCCUGGGCAAAUGCCUGAACUCAAAGGAGUAAUAGAGUCUGUGGUUACAAUUGAGGAUGACUUCAUCACAAUAGUGCAGACCACAGUCGAUGAGGGAGAAACCAGCUCCCACAGUGUGCGCUUUGCAGAAGCACCACCGGCUGAUACAGAAGAAGAAAGCGUCCAUCCUGAAGUGGAGGUGGAGGUGGUGACUGAUGUCGAAGCAGAGACAAAAGAAAGCUCUCUGGAAGCUCCUGGCUCCCCUGAACAAGAAGAAAUCCCAUUGACUGAUUACAAGACAGAGACGUAUGAUGACUAUAAAGAUGAAACAACCAUCGAUGACUCCAUCCUGGACACAGACAGCAUAUGGGUGGAUACUCAAGGUGUGCCUUAUCCUUUUUUCAUUUUUUUGUUUCUGAAAUUAUUCAUUAAUAAUUAAUAAUUAAUAAUAAUUAAUAUUACCACAUUCAGGAAUAUUGUUAAAAUAAUGACAAUAGGAAAUAAUCUGAUUUUUAAAAAUGAAAUCCCACUGAAGCACUAUUAACAUUUUACUAAUUCUGUUUUUGUUGUUGUUGUUGUUGUUGUUAUAAUUUACUCUGAUCCUGCAGAUGAUGAUAGGAGCAUCAUGACGGAACAGUUAGAGACUGUUCCUAAAGAGGAGAAGGCAGAGAGAGAAUUGCGGAGACCGUCUCUUGAUAAACAUAAAAAAGAGAAACCUUUAAAAACUGGGAGAGGCAGGAUUUCUACUCCUGAAAGAAAAAUAGCUAAAAAGGAACCUAGCACUGUCUCCAGAGAUGAAGUGAGAAGGAAAAAAGGUUCAUGUAAUACUAUCUUUUUCCUAUAAUGCCAUACUGUGAGUUGUUCACCUGUUUUAUAGGAGUAUUUUAGCAGUACUGUUACACAUUUAAUCAAGAAUAUUCAUUUGUGUUAACAGCAAGGCAUUCAGUCUACAUUGCUUCCAGCCACUCCAGUUUAGGCUGAUGAUUUCUUUCUUUUAUGGAGUAGGAAAACAUCCUGUAUGAGAAUUCAGCUCUAGAAUAAUAGAAUCAUAGGGUUGGAAGAGACCACAAGGGCCAUCGAGUCCAACCGCCUGCCAAGCAGGAAACACCAUCAGAGCACUCCUGACAUAUGGUUUUCAAGCCUCUGCUUAAAGACCUCCAAAGAAGGAGACUCCGCCACACUCCUCUGCUUACUUGGAUUCAUUAAUACCAAAUAAAUAACACUAGCAUGAAGUCACGUAUGUACCAUGACUUUGCUAGUGCUCUGGGUAGCCAUGUGGCAAUCUUUCCAUCUGCUUAGUUGCCGAAUCUAGUAUGUAAAAUAUCCCACUAUUAUUCCCCAUGUGCAAGAGGCAGAGAAUUGUCAGUGGGCACCAGUCAGGGGCGCGGGUGGCGCUGUGGUCUAAACCAUUGAACCUCUUGGGCUUGCCGAUCAGAAGGUCGGCGGUUCGAAUCCCCGCGACGGGGUGAGCUUCCAUUGCUUGUUCUCAGCUCCUGCCCACAUAGCAGUUCGAAAGCAUGUCAAAGUGAAAGUAGAUAAAUAGGUACCGCUCCGGCGGGAAGCUAAACGGCGUUUCCGUGGGCUGCUCUAGUUCGCCAGAAGCGGCUUAGUCAUGCUGGCCACAUGACCCGGAAAAACUGCGGACAAAUGUCGGCUCCCUCGGCCAGUAAAGCGAGAUGAGUGCAGCAACCCCAGAGUCAUCCAUGACUGGACCUAGCGGUCAGGGAUCCCUUUACCUUUUACCAGUCAGAUCUGUGGCUCCACUGGGUUUUGAGCCCUGGUUAAUGUCCAGCAUUUUGUCCAAGCCAAAGUGAGGCCUAGAUCCUGCAGAUCUGUCACUUAACAAAAAAAAAAACCUCCAUUGUUUGCACCAGUGGAACAUAGCACAUACCCUUCCAGACAUAGCCUUGGAAGCUGCCCAGUACAAUUGCAAUGCUACAUGGCAGGAGUGUGCAGGCUGGAGUGGGAAUAUGCCCUCAUUCUAUGCAGUUUGUACAGAAGGUGCCUGGCUUGCACGGUCAGAGUGUGGUGACAGGUAAAGUGACACUUGCUACCCAAUGAAGGGCCAGUUGUUGCCUGCAACAACUACGUGUCAUCUCUGGGCCUUGGUAGGCUCACAUUCUAACUGAAGGUCUAAAACAUGGUACCAACAGCCAAAAUGUCAUGUUGAAAUAUAUUUCGGUUUCUUGGUUUUUUUUAUUUCUGAUUGUAUGCUCUUGUUUUCUUGUCUAUAGCUGUAUAUAAGAAAGCUGAACUUUCUAAAAAAGCUGAAGUUCAGGCUCACUCUCCCUCCAGGAAAAUCAUUUUAAAACCUGCUAUCAAACAUACUAGACCAACUCAUCUCUCCUGUGUUAAGCGGAAGCAGACAGGUGAUUGUGCUGUCUUGAAUUUAUGCAACGUGGCUGGCAAACAUAGACAUUACUAUUACUAUUGUUAUUAUUAUUAUUUGUAA